Coregonus sp. 'balchen' is the source of this 19941-nucleotide messenger RNA. The record is from the annotation of a GenBank genome assembly. Lineage: Eukaryota; Metazoa; Chordata; Actinopteri; Salmoniformes; Salmonidae.
AUGGAGUACUCAUGCAAGUCUAUUAGAUAUCCUGAAGAGAGACGACCAACAAGUAGCAAGGUAUGUAGGCUAUACGUUGCACCAUUAUGUAGUGAACAAAAUUGACAUUUUAUGUCCUCAGGACAGAAGACUAUCAUCUGUCCACCGCAAAUGUCUAUUUAUUUUUAUAACCUCUUUCUUGGUGAACUUUGCUUUUUGGUAAACCAAUGCCUGAUAGGGCCAAGUGUACUAAGCUCCAAUACUUAUUAAUUUCGAUUGCUUUCCUAUUAGUUUGUAGAGCUCCAUGUUCUGUUUGUACCAAAUGAACAGUGGAACUUAAAACUGAAUAGAGUUUCGGUUGAAGCCAUAGAGAGCUUCAUAUCUGCUGGAUUCAUCAGGUGAGAUAUUUAUUAAAUGAGACCAGUAUAGCUUACAAUUUGUAGGAAUAUUUGUAAUAGAAAAUAUGUACAGAAUAUGUAAAGAAAACUGCAGAUUAAACAGUCAACAAGAUACUUUGAUGGUUGUUGUCUUCACCUAUAUUGUAUUGAUGUGAAGAUGUUUUUGAACAUAGUGCCUCUUCACUGUAAAUUAUGUUGUUUUCAUGCCAGGGUGUCUCCUGAUAUAUCUCUCAGAACUCUCAGGAGUGAGCUCGGCAUUCUCCUCGGAGCUGAGAGAGAUAUUGACAAGUUUUCAUUUCUAAAAUGCGUGGGCCAAAGCUUGGCAUUGGUGAGUAUAGCAGGCCUAGUUCAGGGAUACAUGUACAUUACAUUUUAAUCAUUUAGCAGACGCUCUUAUCCAGAGCGACUUACAGUUAGUGAGUGCAUACAUUUUUCAUACUUGCCCCCCGUGGGAAUCUAACCCACAACCCUGGCGUUGCAAGCGCCAUGCUCUACCAACUGAGCUACAGGAGGCCUCCAAUUGCUUAUAGCUUGUGUUUCAUUUGGCAAACUGGCACGAGGUGAUUCAUUGUACCACUGCACUUGUAUUUUUUUAACAGGUCAAAGCCAAACAAGAAAGAGAUCUGAAAGUGAAGUAUUUUGCCCCUCCAUAUGUAUGUACCGUACAUUCAGCUUUAAUUUUUCAAUUUGUUUUAUAUUGUGCCUUCAGAAAGUAUUCGUACCGCUUGACUUAUUCCACAUUUUGUUGUGUUACAGCCUGAAUUUACACACAAUACCCCAUAAUGACAAAAUGUAGAAUAAGUCAAGGGGUAUGAAUACUUUCUGAAGGCACUGUAGAUAGUAUAGUAUUAAUAUAAGUGAAAGAAAGAAAUCUAUAAAUAACAAGCUUGUAGCAUGCCCUAUCCUUAUGUCAUGAUCCUCUCCUACUCUCCAGGCCCCUCAGCCAGAGCUGUACCUGUUGCCCAUGGUGGAGAGCGUCAACAGUGUCUGCUCACAGUCCCUCACCCCUGACACCCACAGCCACUCCACAGACCCCCAGACUUACUACACUGCCAGAGUGCGAGGAAUGCCAACAGGGACAAAAGAACCUUUUAAAUUCCCUCAGAUCCCCCAGGGUCUCCAGCCACAGCCCCCUCCCUCCCCCAGCCCCGAUGAGGAGGAGGCGGAGGAAGUGGAGAGCUAUAGCUCCACAGAGGAGAACGAGGAGGACCUUCUCUCCUCUCAGAAGCCUUGGUGCGCUGAGGAUGACCACCUCCUGAGGAAAGCCCAGGGGCCACCCCAGCGUGUCAUAGAGGCUAAAGGUGAGAGUUAAAGGGAUAGUUCAUUACAAAAUUAAAGUUUUUUUCGUAGAUGUUUUCGUACCCGAAAAGUGGUCUUGUAUGAAAUUGUCUGAAAAACUUAGAUUUUGGGGUGAACUAACCCCUUAAACUGAUGUUUCUAAAAGCAAGUCAACCUUGUACUUGUUGUAACAGACAGACUUGUUGUUACAACCAUUUACUUUCAAUCCAUUUGGGCAGAAUCAGUCGUGAAGGUGGCGCCAGCUAAGAAGAAACAGCGUUUCAAGAGAAACCGAGCCAGAGAUUCGGGGGUUCCAAUGUCACUGGAAGAUCAUGAUUCUGUGUUUUCUCCCACCCAAGACAGGUAACACACAGAGGAACCCUUUUGCCGUAACAGAGAGGAAGAGAUCUACCAACUUCAGAGCAAUUUAAACCCUGGUUACAGGCACUGAAUUUCUAGAUUAUAGUCAUUUGAAAUACAGUACCAGUCAAAAGUUUGGACACACCUUCUCAUUCAAGGGUUUUUCUUUAUUUUUACUAUUUUCUACAUUGUAGAAUAAUAGUGAAGACAUCAAAACUAUAAAAUAACACAUAUGGAAUCAUGUAGUAACCAAAAAAGUGUUAAACAAAUCAAAAUAUAUUUUAUAUUUGAGGUUCUUCAAAUAGCCACCCUUUGCCUUGAUGACAGCUUUGCACACUCUUGGCAUUCUCUCAAACAGCUUCAACUGGAAUGCUUUUCCAACAGUCUUGAUGGAGUUCCCACAUAUGCUGAGCACUUGUUGGCUGCUUUUCCUUCACUCUGCCGUCCGACUCAUCCCAAACCAUCUCAUUUGGGUUGAGGUCGGGGGAUUGUGGAGGCAGGUCAUCUGAUGCAGCACUCCAUCACUCUCCUUCUUGGUAAAAUAGCCCUUACACAGCCUGGCGGUGUUUUGGAUUAUUGUCCUGUUGAAAACAAAUGAUAGUCCCACUAAGCCCGAACCAGAUGGGAUGGCGUAUCACUACAGAAUGCUGUGGUAGCCAUGCUGGUUAAGUGUGCCUUGAAUUCUAAAUAAAUCACAGACAGUGUCACCAGCAAAGCACCCCCACACCAUAACAUCUCCUCCUCCAUGCUUUAAGGUGGGAACUACAUAUGCAGCGAUCAUCCGUUCACCCACACCACGUCUCACAAAGACACGGCGGUUGGAACCAAAAAUCUCCAAUUUGGACUCCAGACCAAAGGACAAAUGUCCACUGGUCUAAUGUCCAUUGCUCGUGUUUCUUGGCCCAAGCAGGUCUCUUCUUAUUAUUUGUGUCCUUUAGUAGUGGUUUCUUUGCAGCAAUUCGACCAUGAAGGCCUGAUUCACACAGUCCCCUCUGAACAGUUGAUGUUGAGAUGUGUCUGUGUCUUGAACUCUGUGAAGCAUUUAUUUGGGCUGCAAUUUCUAAGGCUGGUAACUCUAAUGAACUUAACCUCUGCAGUAACUCUGGGUCUUCCAUUCCUGUGGCGGUCCUCAUGAGAGCCAGUUUCAUCAUAGCACUUGAUGGUUUUUGCGACCGCACUUGAAGAAACGUUCAAAGUUCUUGAAAUGUUCCGUAUUGACUGUCCUUCAUGUCUUAAAGUAAUGGACUGUCGUUUCUCUUUGCUUAUUUGAGCUGUUCGUGCCAUAAUAUGGACUUGGUCUUUUACCAAAUAGGGCUAUCUUCUGUGUACCCCCCCUGCCCACCUUGUCACAACACAACUGAACCAUUAAGGAGGAAAGAAAUCCACAAAUUAACUUUUUAAGAAGGCACACCUGUUAAUUGAAAUGCAUUCCAGGUGACUACGUCAUGAAGUUGGUUGAGAGAAUGCCAAGAGUGUGCAAAGCUGUCAUCAAGGCAAAGGGUGGCUAUUUGAAGAAUCUCAAAUAUAAAAUAUAUUUUGAUUUGUUUAACACUUAUUUGGUUACUACAUGAUUCCAUAUGUGUUAUUUCAUAGUUUUGAUGUCUUCACUAUUAUUCUACAAUGUAAAAAAUAGUAAAAAUAAAGAAAAACCCUUGAAUGAGAAGGUGUGUCCAAACUUUUGACUAGUAGUGUAAAUAAGCACAAUAUUGUUUAUUUUUCUCUUUGGAGGUUCAGGAAAUAUAAAGAUGCACAGACACAGAAGUAUAUCAGGAUUAAACGAAAAAAUGAGGUAAGAGAUGCUUGCGUGCUGCUUACAUACUUAUUGAAAUGGCAUUAUGUUACAAUUACCAUAUUUUUCUGUCAUAGCCAGCCUAUUGAAAAUCUGCAAGCCCAUUCAAUUGUGUUUUCUUGAAGGUGUAGUUCCAUCAAGUACUGCACACUAAGGGAGGUUGUUGAGACAACUCAAGAGUAGUUUUAUUGUAAAUGUCCAGCGCCUUGUAAAAAACGUGUGGCUUUGUUACUGCUUCAAAAUUCCACAGCCAGCAGGUGGGUUGAAUUGAAAAGGGGGUCUUAAUCAGGGAAAUACACUACCAGUCAAAAGUUUGGACACCUACUCAUUCCAGAGUUUUUCUUUAUUUUUAAAAUUUUUUACAUUGUAGAAUAAUAGUGAAUACAUCAAAACUAUGAAAUAACACAUAUGGAAUGAUGUAGUAACCAAAAAAGUAUUAAACAAAUCAAAACAUAUUUUAUAUUUGAGAUUCUUCAAAUAGCCACCCUUUGCCUUGAUGACAGCUUUGCACACUCUUGGCAUUCUCUCAACCAGCUUCAUGACGUAGUCACCUGGAAUGCAUUUCAAUUAAAGGUGUGCCUUGUUAAAAGUUAAUUUGUGGAAUUUAUUUCCUUAAUGCAUUUGAGCCAAUCAGUUGUGUUGUGACAAGGUAGGGGUGGUAUACAGAAGAUAGCCCUAUUUGGUAAAAGACCAAGUCCAUAUUAUGGCAAGAACAGCUCAAAUAAGCAAAGAGAAACGACAGUCCAUCAUUACUUUAAGACAUGAAGGUCAGUCAAUACGGGACAUUUCAAUAACUUUUAAAGUUUCUUCAAGUGCAGUCGCAAAAACCAUCAAGCACUAUGAUGAAACUGGCUCUCAUGAGGACCGCCACAGGAAUGGAAGACCCAGAGUGACCUCUGCUGCAGAGGUUAAGUUCAUUAGCGUUACCAGCCUCAGAAAUUGCAGCCCAAAUAAAUGCUUCACAAAGUUCAAGUCACAGACUCAUCUCAACAUCAACUGUUCAGAGGGGACUGUGUGAAUCAGGCCUUCAUGGUCGAAUUGCUGCAAAGAAACCACUACUAAAGGACACCAAUAAGAAGAAGAGACCUGCUUGGGCCAAGAAACACGAGCAAUGGACAUUAGACUGGUGGAAAUUUGUCCUUUGGUCUGGAGUCCAGAUUUGAGAUUUUUGGUUCCAACCGCCGUGUCUUUGUGAGAAGCGGUGUGGGUGAACGGAUGAUCUCCGCAUGUGUAGUUCCCACCGUAAAGCAUUGAGAAGGAGAUGUUAUGGUGUGGGGGUGCUUUGCUGGUGAUGCUGUCUGUGAUUUAUUUAGAAUUCAAGGCACACAACCAGCAUGGCUACCACAGCAUUCUGCAGCGAUACGCCAUCCCUUCUGGUUUGGGCUUAGUGAGACUAUCAUUUGUUUUUCAACAGGACAAUGACCCAACACACCUCCAACACACCUCCAGGCUGUGUAAGGGCUAUUUUACCAAGAAGGAGAGUGAUGGAGUGCUGCAUCAGAUGACCUGGCCUCCACAAUCCCCCGACCUCAACCCAAUUGAGAUGGUUUGGGAUGAGUCGGACAGCAGAGUGAAGGAAAAGCAGCCAACAAGUGCUCAGCAUAUGUGGAAACUCCUUCAAGACUGUUGGAAAAGCAUUCCAGUUGAAGCUGGUUGAGAGAAUGCCAAGAGUGUGCAAAGCUGUCAUCAAGGUGGCUAUUUGAAGAAUCUCAAAUAUAAAAUGUACUUUUUUGGUUACUACAUGAUUCCAUGUGUGUUAUUUCAUAGUUUUGAUGUCUUCACUAUUAUUCUACAAUGUAGAAAAUAUUAACAAUAAAAAAUAAACGUUGAAUGAGUUGGUUUGUCCAAACUUUUGACUGGUACUGUACGUCCAGAGGAGUACUUAAACUAUUUUCUUGGCAUGCAGACAGAAAUCGAUUCGCUUCAACAACAAAAAUAAAAUCACAUUUGACCAAUUGUUUAUUUUCAUGUAGGUCCCUGGACACCCAGUGACUAUGCCUACACCUACCGAGUACGCUUCUCCAUUCCCCGCCCCAACCCUGGGCACUCGUAAAAUGGCUGCCCCUGUCUUCCUAACAAGUAGUAAGCAGGCAUUUCUGUGAUAUUGUCUCAGUCAUCCAUAUUGUUGUUGUAGAAAUGUAAGGCGCAAAUUACAUGGUAUGUUUCCUCCCUCCCUCAGGAGAUGAACUGAUAGAGAAAAUUAAGAUGGCAAAAGAGGAGAGAAAGCAACUAGAACAGACAAGACAAGAGUUGCUGAGAAAAGGAAAAGACUUGCUGGCACAGAACAGACACCGUCGAAAUCAAGGUGGUGUAUGUCUGGACUAGUUAUUUUGCACCCCCUUUUCAGGAUAUGACAAACGCACGUAUGACCCCCUUCUAAUGUAUUAUCAUCUCAUUAUGAUCCAGAUUAAAUACCAACAAGCUUGUUUAACUAUAAAAAUAAGCUGUGCGACAGGGCACAGCAAAAUAAAUUACUGGCCUGCCCUACAACAUAGAAAUGACUAUUGUGAUGCAUAAUUGCCAUGGUUUGCCAUUGUGAUGCAUAUUUUAUAAUAAUAAUAAUAAUAAUAAUAAUAAUAAUAAUAACUAGAUUGAAACCCUUGAAUGAGUAGGUGUGUCCAAACUUUUGACUGGUACUGUAUGUGGUCACCAAUUGUGUGGUUGUGGUCAGAAGUUGUGUGGUUGUGGUCAGUUGUUGUAGUCAGUAGAUGAGUGGUCAGUAGUUGUGUGGUGAGAAGUUGUGUGGUUGUGGUCAGAAGUUGUGUUUUGUGGUCAGUGGUUGUGGUCAGUAGUUGUGUGGUUGUGGUCAGAAGUUGAGUGGUUGUGGUCAGUAGUUGUGGUCAUUAGAUUUGGUCAGAAGUUGUGUUUUUGUGGUCAGUAGUUGUGUGGUUGUGGUCAGAAGUUGUGUGGUUGUGGUCACUAGAUGUUGUCAGAAGUUGUGUUUUUGUGGUCAGUAGUUGUGGUCACUAGAUGUGGUAAGCAGUUGUGUCGUUGUGCUCAGAAGUUGUAUGGUUGUUGUCAGUAGUAGUGUGGUUGUGGUCACUAGAUGUGGUCAGCAGUUAUGUGGUUGUGGUCAGAAGUUGUGGUCAGUGGUUGUGUGGUUGUGGUCAGUUGUUUUGGUCAGUAGUUGUGGUCAGUAUUUGUGGGGUUGUGGUCUGUAGUUGUAUGGGUCAGUUGUUGUGUGGUCAAUAUUUGUGUGGUUGCGGUCAGUAAUUGUGGUCACUCUUCACCCUCGUCAUAAUUUCUGCCCUCUGUGUCUGUGAGUAUUCAUAGCAACGACACCAUUUAGGCUGUUCAAUGAUGACUCAGAGACCUGUUAGUAGACGUCAACUAGCAACUUUUUAAAACUCAAAACUCAGACAAACAACUACGUGUUUAUUGGUAGAAGCUAUUCCUAAUCCACUCUAUCCAGUCAGAGGGGUACAGCCCAGCCUUCUCUUUAGAGACAGGCAAACGAGCCUGUUAAGUUAUUUAGUGCACUUAGCAUGAUCCUGGAAAAGGAGGACAAAGCUAGAAAGCAUUAGAAAUAUUCUCUUUAUCAUUCCAGGUCGUCCAGAUCGGGAAAGUAUUGUUAAUAUUAACGCUAUCUGUUUUGUCUGAAACAUAUUGAUAAAUCAUGGGAAUUUAAAGAACUAUGAAGACAUACAUUCCAGCGAGCCAAACGUUGCUAGGCAACAGUAGCCUUGGCAACACUGCUGCCUUUUGGCUAAAGCAAGUGAGAAACAUGCUAACAUACGGUAAGUUUGUGCUUUAAUAUUAACUAAAUACUGCACUCUGACCCACAAAAUGUCUUUGCUAGAUUCAUGAUAGUGUUGUUAGACAAAUCAAGGAAAGUGAACUUCAAAAUGUGAUGUAGUUUUACUGCAAUUUGCAGCUGUUGUUGGUAAAUUAAUCUGCUAGCUUCUGACAUGAUUUACUGUAGCUAGAAAGAGAGCAGUUGAUGGGUUCCUAAAACAGCUCUCUCUAGAGAUUGGUAGACGGUAUUCCUAAUCCAUUUUCGGAUUUUACAAGCAGAGAAGUAGGGGAAGAUUUCAUACCUUGGAAUAUUUGUGUCUAACUUGUUGGGUUAGUGGUCAAAACGGCAGUUGCUUGGAAAAAGGUGGAAGAAAAUGUGCAGUUACUAAAACAGCCAGAGUGAAUAUUGUGGUUCCGCGAACAGAUAUGAAAUCCUUUCAAAUUCCCAUCGAUAGUCAGUAUUGGUCAGCAGUAGUGGUCAGUAGUUGUGUGGUUCAGUACUUGUAGUCAGUCUCUUCACUCUCCUCAUAAUUUUGGCCCUCUGUGUCUGAGUAUCCUAACAACGGUUCCGUUUUGGAAUCUCAAAGAUGACAUAGAGAGCUGUGGCUAGAAGAUAUCAGGCGAUGGGUUACUAAAACAGCUCUACCUAGAGAUUGGUACACACAAUUUCUAAUCCGCUUUCUGAUUUGACAAGCAGAGAAGUCAUGUAAGUCGCUCUGGAUAAGAGCGUCUGCUAAAUGACUAAAAUGUAAAUGUAAAAUGUAAGUAGUAGAUUUCCUACUUUUAAAAUGGUUCUAUAACUUGUUGCGUUAGUGGUCAAAACGGCAGUUGUUUGGAAAGUAGUGAAUCUGCUAGCUUCUGACAUGAUUUACUGCAGCUGGAAAGAGAGCACACGAUGGGUUACUAAAACGGCUCUAGUUACAGAUUGGUACGCACGAUUUCGAAUCUGAUUGCGGAAUUGACAAGCAGAGAAGUACGGCAGUUGUUUGGGAAAAGUUGGAAGAACACGUGGUAAUGCAGUUACUAAAACAGCUGUGCCGUAAGUUCCGUAGUGAAUAUUUUGAUUCCGCAAACAGAUAUGAAUAGCAGAGAAGUAGACGAAUAUCCCAUACCCUCUAACUUUUUGUCUAACUUGUUGGGGUAGUGUUCAAAACGGCAAUUUGCAAAAAUGUUAUAGAAAAUGUUGUUGAUGCGGUUCACUUAAACUGCUGUAUCCUUUUAUCCAAAUAUUUUAUGUCCAAACGCCAGAUUUGAGUAGCAGAGAAGAAAAGGAAGAUGGGAACGCUUUAACUUUUUGUCUAAGUUGUUGCAUAGUGGAAAAACUUGCUGAAUCGUGUCAAAAGUUGCAUGAUUUCACUUACAGAAAACGGACUGAAAAAUGUAUAAUGUAAAAAGUAUAACAGAUAUCAAAAAGUUGUAUACAAGCAACUCGAUCGAGACCGUUCCGCAUGUUUUGAAGUUUGAACGUUGUUUCUAGCUUAAACGGUGUAGGAGGAGUAGCGUGCAGAAUAAUAAUAAUAAUAAUAACUAGAUGGUAACUUUACAAGUAAAGUUGUGGGGCUUGCAAAAGCUCUUUAAAAGUUUUUUUGUGGUAAUGAAAGAAGUUUAAAAAAUUGCACUUUGAUUAUAUUAUUCCCAUUUUGAAAUCAUUUUUAAUUCCCAUCAAUAGUCAGUAGAUUUGGUCAGAAGUUGUGGUCAGUAGUAGUGGUCAGUAGUUAUGUGGUUCAAUUGUUGUGGUCAGUAGUUGUGUGGUUGUGGUCAAGUUCUGUGGAUAUGGUCAGUAGUUAGAUGUUUGGUCAGAAGUUGUGUGGUCAGAAGUUGUGUGGUUGUUGUCAGUACUUGUGGUCCUUAGAUAUGGUCAGAAGUUGUGUGGUUCUGGUCAAAAGAAAGUUCUGUGGAUAUGGUCAGAAGUUGUGUGGUUGUGGUAUGUAAUUGUGUGGUUGUGGUCACUAGAUAUGGUAAGCAGUUGUGUGGUUGCAGUCAGAAGUUGUGUGGUUGUGGUCAGUAGUAGUGUGGUUGUUGUCAGUAGUUGUAGUCAUUAGAUGUGGUCAGAAGUUAUGUUUUUGUGGUCAGUGGUUGUGGUCAGUAGUUGUGUGGUUGUGGUCAGAAGUUGAGUGGUUGUGGUCAGAAGGUUUGUGGUUCUGGUCAGAAGUUGUGUGGUUGUGGUCACUAGAUGUGGUCAGAAGUUGUGUUUUUGUGGUCAGUAGUAUGUCGAAUAUCUAAACUGGGGCUCUUGCUGCACAAUCCCCACAAUAAUAAUAAGAAGUAUGUCGAAUUUCUAAGCUGGGGAUCUUGCUGCGCAAGUCCCACAUUCAUAUUAAGACGUAUGUCGAAUAUCUAAGCUGGGGAUCUUGCUUUGCAAGCCCCACAAUAAGUAGUAUGUUGAAUAUCUAAGCUGGGGCUCUUGCUGUGCCAGCCCCACAAUAAUAAGAAGCAUGUUGAAUAUCUAAGUUGGGGCUCUUGCUGCACAAGCCCCACAAUAAUAAUAAUAAGAAGUAUGUUGAAAUUCUAAGCUGGGGAUCUUGCUGCGCAAGUCCCACAUUCAUAUUAAGACAUAUGUCGAAUAUCUAAGAUGGGGCUCCUGCUGCGCAAGCCCCACAAUAAUAAGAAGCAUGUUGAAUAUCUAAGCAGGGGCUCUUGCUGCACAAGCCCCACAAGAAGUAUGUUGAAUAUCUUAGCUGGUGCUCUUGCUGCGCAAGCCCCACAAUAAUAAUCUGAAAAAGUAUGUUGAAUAUCUAAACUGGGGCCCCACAAUAAUAAUAAGUAUGUCGAAUAUCUAAGCAGGGGAUGUUCCUGCGCAAGCCCCACAAUAAUAAGUAUGUUGAAUAUAUCUAAACUGGUGCUCUUGCUACGCAAGUCCCACAAUAUCAAAUAUGUUGAAUAUCUAAGCUGGGGAUCUUCCUGUACAAGCCCCACAAUAAGAAAUAUGUUGAAUAUCUAAGCUGGGGCUCUUGCUGCGCAAACCCCACAAUAAUAAUAAGAAGUAUGUCGAAUAUUUUUGUCUAACUUGUUGGGUUAGUGGUCAAAAUGGUAAUAAGAAGUAUGUAGAAUAUCUAAGCUGGGGAUCUUGCUGUACAAGCACCACAAUAAUAAUAAGAAGAAGAAUAAGAAGUAGUAUGUUGAAUAUCUAAGCUGGGGGUCUUGCUGCACAAGCCCCACAAUAAUAAGUAUGUUGAAUAUCUAAGCUGGGGCUCUUGCUGCGCAAACCCCACAAUAAUAAUAAGAAGUAUGUUGAAUAUCUAAGCUGGGGCACUUGCUCACAAGCCCCACAAUAAUAAGAAGAAGUAUGUCGAAAAUCUAAGAUGGGGAUCUUCCUGCGCAAGCCCAACAAUAAUAAUUAUGUUGAAUAUCUAAACUGGGGAUCUUCCUGCGCAAGCCCCACAAUAAUAAUAAGAGGAAGUAUGUCGAAUAUUUUUGUCUAACUUGUUGGGUUAGUGGUCAAAAUGGUAAUAAGAAGUAUGUAGAAUAUCUAAGCUGGGGAUCUUGAUUCGCAAGCCCCACAAUAAGUAGUAUGUUGAAUAUCUAAGCUGGGGCUCUUUCUGUGCAAGCCCAACAAUAAUAAGAUGAAGUAUGUCGAAUAUCUAAGCUGGGGCUCUUGCUGCGCAAGCCCAACAAUAAUAAGAAUGAGUAUGUCAAAUAUCUAAACUGGGGCUCUUGCUGCACAAUCCCCACAAAAAUAAUAAUAAGAAGAUGUAUGUUGAAUUUCUAAGCUGGGGCUCCUGCUGCGCAAGCCCCACAAUAAUAAGAAGCAUGUUGAAUAUCUAAGCUGGGGCUCUUGCGGCACAAGCCCCACUAAGUAUGUUGAAUAUCUUAGCUGGUGCUCUUGCUACGCAAGUCCCACAAUAAGAAAUAUGUUGAAUAUCUAAGCUGAGGCUCUUGCUGCGCAAGCCCCAAAAUAAUAAUAAUAAGUAUGUCAAAUAUUUGUGUCUAACUUGUUGGGUUAGUGGUCAAAAUGGUAAUAAGAAGUAUGUAGAAUAUCUAAACUGGGGCUCUUGCUGCACAAUCCCCACAAUAAUAAUAAGAAGAAGUAUGUCGAAUUUCUAAGCUGGGGAUCUUGCUGCGCAAGUCCCACAUUCAUAUUAAGACGUAUGUCGAAUAUCUAAGCUGGGGAUCUUGCUUUGCAAGCCCCACAAUAAGUUGUAUGUUGAAUAUCUAAGCUGGGGCUCUUGCUGUGCCAGCCCCAAAAUAAUAAGAAGCAUGUUGAAUAUCUAAGCUGGGGCUCUUGCUGCACAAGCCCCACAAGAAGUAUGUUGAAUAUCUUAGCUGGUGCUCUUGCUGCGCAAGCCCCACAAUAAUAAUCUGAAAAAGUAUGUUGAAUAUCUAAACUGGGGCCCCACAAUAAUAAUAAGUAUGUCGAAUAUCUAAGCAGCGGAUGUUCCUGCGCAAGCCCCACAAUAAUAAGUAUGUUGAAUAUAUCUAAACUGGUGCUCUUGUUAGGCAAGUCCCACAAUAACAAAUAUGUUGAAUAUCUAAGCUGGGGAUCUUCCUGUGCAAGCCCCACAAUAAGAAAUAUGUUGAAUAUCUAAGCUGGGGCUCUUGCUGCGCAAGCCCCACAAUAAAAAUAAUAAGAAGUAUGUUGAAUAUCUUUGUCUAACUUGUUGGGUUAGUGGUCAAAAUGGUAAUAAGAAGUAUGUCGAAUUUCUAUGCUGGGGAUCUUGCUGUGCAAGUUCCACAUUCGUAUUAAGACGUAUGUCGAAUAUCUAAACUGGGGCUACUGCUGCGCAAGCCCCACAAUAAUAAGAAGCAUGUUGAAUAUCUAAACUGGGGCUCUUGCUGCACAAGCCCCACAAUAAGUAUGUUGAAUAUCUUAGCUGGUGCUCUUGCUACGCAAGUCCCACAAUAAGAAAUAUGUUGAAUAUCUAAGCUGGGGCUCUUGCUGCGUAAGGCCCAAAAUAAUAAUCUGAAGAAGUAUGUUGAAUAUCUAAGCUGGGGCUCCUGCUGCGCAAGCCCCACAAUAAUAAGAAGCAUGUUGAAUAUCUAAGCUGGGGCUCUUGCUGCACAAGCCCCACAAUAACAAUAAGAAGAAGUAUGUUGAAUAUUUUUGUCUAACUUGUUGGGUUAGUGGUCAAAACGGUAAUAAGAAGUAUAUCGAAUAUCUAGGCUGGGGCUCUUGCUGCGCAAGCCCCACAAUAAUAAUAAUAAUAAUAAUAAUAAUAAUAACAAGAAUAAGUAUUAUGUUGAAUAUCUAAGCUGAGGCUCUUGCUGCACAAGACCACAAUAUUAAUAAGAAUUAUGUUGAAUAUCUAAGCUGGGGCUCUUGCUGCGCAAAACCCACAAUAAUAAUAAGAGCUAUGUUGAAUAUCUAAGCUGGGGCUCUUGCUGCGCAAGCCCCACAAUAUUAAGUAUGUUGGAUAUCUAAGCUGGGGCUCUUGUUGCGCAAGCCCCACAAUAAGAAAUAUGUUGAAUAUCUAUGCUGGGGCUCUUGCUGCGCAAGCCCCACAAUAGUAAUAAAAAUAAGAAGAAGUAUGUCGAAUAUCUAAGAUGGGGCUCUUGCUGCGCAAGCCCCACAAUAAUAAAUAUGAUGAAUAUCUAAGCUGGGGCUCUUGCUGUGCAAGCCCCACAAUAAUAAUAAUAAUAAUAAUAAGAAGAAGAAGAAGUAUGUCGAAUAUUGUUGUCCAACUUGUUGGGUUAGUGGUCAAAACGGUAAUAAGAAGUAUGUCGAAUAUCCAAGCUGGGGCUCCUGCUGCACAAGCCCCACAAUAAGAAGUAUGUAGAAUAUAUAAACUGGGAUUCUUGCUGCGCAAUCCCCACAAUACUAAUACUAAUAAUAUGAAGAAGAAGUACACUACCGGUCAAAAGUUUUAGAACACCUACUCAUUCGACUGUUUUUCUUUAUUUUUACUAUUUUCUACAUUGUAGAAUAAUAGUGAAGACAUCAAAACCAUGAAAUAACACAUAUGGAAUCAUGUAGUAACCAAAGAAGUGUUAAACAAAUCAAAAUAUAUUUUAUAUAUACUUACUGCGCAUGCCCCACAAUAAUAAAAACUAGUAAGUUGAAUAUCUAAACUGGGGCUCUUGCUGAGCAAGCCCCACAAUAAUAAGAAGAAGUAUGUCGAAUAUUUUUGUCUAACUUGUUGGGUUAGUGGUCAAAACGGUAAUAAGAAGUAUGUUGAAUAUCUAAGCUGGGGCUCUUGCUGCGCAAACCCCACAAUAAUACGUACAGUGGGGGAAAAAAGUAUUUAGUCAGCCACCAAUUGUGCAAGUUCUCCCACUUAAAAAGAUGAGAGAGGCCUGUAAUUUUCAUCAUAGGUACACGUCAACUAUGACAGACAAAAUGAGGAAAAAAAUUCCUGAAAAUCACAUUGUAGGAAUUUUUAUGAAUUUAUUUGCAAAUUAUGGUGGAAAAUAAGUAGUUUGGUCAAUAACAAAAGUUUCUCAAUACUUUGUUAUAUACCCUUUGUUGGCAAUGACACAGGUCAAACGUUUUCUGUAAGUCUUCACAAGGUUUUCACACACUGUUGCUGGUAUUUUGGCCCAUUCCUCCAUGCAGAUCUCCUCUAGAGCAGUGAUGUUUUGGGGCUGUCGCUGGGCAACACAGACUUUCAACUCCCUCCAAAGAUUUUCUAUGGGGUUGAGAUCUGGAGACUGGCUAGGCCACUCCAGGACCUUGAAAUGCUUCUUACGAAGCCACUCCUUCGUUGCCCGGGCGGUGUGUUUGGGAUCAUUGUCAUGCUGAAAGACCCAGCCACGUUUCAUCUUCAAUGCCCAUGCUGAUGGAAGGAGGUUUUCACUCAAAAUCUCAAAAUACAUGGCCCCAUUCAUUCUUUCCUUUACACGGAUCAGUCGUCCUGGUCCCUUUGCAGAAAAACAUGAUGAUGUUUCCACCCCCAUGCUUCACAGUAGGUAUGGUGUUCUUUGGAUGCAACUCAGCAUUCUUUGUCCUCCAAACACGACGAGUUUAGUUUUUACCAAAAAGUUCUAUUUUGGUUUCAUCUGACCAUAUGACAUUCUCCCAAUCCUCUUCUGGAUCAUCCAAAUGCACUCUAGCAAACUUCAGACGGGCCUGGACAUGUACUGGCUUAAGCAGGGGGACACGUCUGGCACUGCAGGAUUUGAGUCCCUGGCGGCAUAGUGUGUUACUGAUGGUAGGCUUUGUUACUUUGGUCCCAGCUCUCUGCAGGUCAUUCACUAGGUCCCCCCGUGUGGUUCUGGGAUUUUUGCUCACCGUUCUUGUGAUCAUUUUGACCCCACGGGGUGAGAUCUUGCGUGGAGCCCCAGAUCGAGGGAGAUUAUCAGUGGUCUUGUAUGUCUUCCAUUUCCUAAUAAUUGCUCCCACAGUUGAUUUCUUCAAACCAAGCUGCUUACCUAUUGCAGAUUCAGUCUUCCCAGCCUGGUGCAGGUCUACAAUUUUGUUUCUGGUGUCCUUUGACAGCUCUUUGGUCUUGGCCAUAGUGGAGUUUGUAGUGUGACUGUUUGAGGUUGUGGACAGGUGUCUUUUAUACUGAUAACAAGUUCAAACAGGUGCCAUUAAUACAGGUAACGAGUGGAGGACAGAGGAGCCUCUUAAAGAAGAAGUUACAGGUCUGUGAGAGCCAGAAAUCUUGCUUGUUUGUAGGUGACCAAAUACUUAUUUUCCACCAUAAUUUGCAAAUAAAUUCAUUAAAAAUCCUACAAUGUGAUUUUCUGGAUUUUUUUCCCUCAAUUUGUCUGUCAUAGUUGACGUGUACCUAUGAUGAAAAUUACAGGCCUCUCUCAUCUUUUUAAGUGGGAGAACUUGCACAAUUGGUGGCUGACUAAAUACUUUUUUUCCCCAGUGUAUGUUGGAUAUCUAAGCUGGGGCUCUUGCUGCGCAAGCCCCACAAUAAUAAAUAUGAUAUAAGAGUGUGCAAUACUAUCAUCAAGGCAAAGGGUGGCCAUUUGAAGAAUCUCAAAUAUAAAAUAUAUUUUGAUUUGUUUAACACUUUUUUUGUUAAUACAUGAUUCCAUGUGUUAUUUCAUAGUUUUGAUGUCUUCACUAUUAUUCUACAAUGUAGAACAUAGUAAAAAUAAAGAAAAACUCUUGAAUGAGUAGGUGUUCUAAAACUUUUGACCGGUAGUGUAUGUCGAAUAUCUAAGAUGGGGCUCUUGCUGCGCAAGCCCCACAAUAAGAAUAAGUAUUUUGAAUAUCUAAGCUGGGGCUCUUGCUGCGCAAGCCCCACAAUAAGUAGUAUGUAGAAUAUCUAAGAUGGGGCUUUUGCUGCGAAAGCCUCCAAAUAAUUAUGCACUUUCUAAAUUGGCCUACAAAUACAUACACCAUAUGCAUUGUGACAGCAUGGUAUACCAGGGAUACCGGACACUCACACAAAAACCGGGAAAAUAAACUACAAAAAAUAACAGCUGAUGAAACUGUGGGUUUGCACAAUUGCAGAAUUUCUGCACAAACUGUCAGAAACCGUCUCAGGGAAGCUAAUCUGCAUGCUCGUUGUCUUCACCAGGGUCUUGACCAAGGGUAGUCGGUGCUGUUCAAGAUGAGGAAGGAUGAUUUUAUUUUUUUAUAUGAACAUGGCCUUAUUUCUAUUACAGCAUAUUUGAUGACUGUCAUUCAUAUUCCAUUCACCCAGCUCAAUGUAUAAACAAUAUAGGUUUAGGCUACUACAUGAUACUAACAUUUUCCCUGUACCCAUCAUGAGGUUACUACAACCUAGCCUAUGAAUUAAAGUUUACAACGUAGGUGCGCAGGUCGAGAGAAUUGAGUAAUCAAGGUGACAGACAGUGACACAUUCAAUACCGCCUUGUACACUCUUGCCUGAAUCUAGCUGAUCUAGGGUGUAAUCAUUAGUCCAACAGUUGCAAAUUAGUUUUUAUUGGACAAAUUCAGGUAUGUUUAUCCCCGUUUAAGAAAUGUUUUUCUACAGAAUCGGCGCAAUGAAUACAUCCCUGAUCAGACGCAAACACAGUUCACUUUCAUAGCAGCCACAUACAAACAGCUCGUUGUAUAUAUAGUUCCUUCUCGCAUCUAUCUACUACGCACUCUCCUCCUCUCACCUUUUCCCUUCGCAUGUGGACUUCAGUGCACAACACAUCAGCUGUCUGUGACCAGGCGAAAAAAUAUUUCCAAGCCAAACCGUCAUAUCAUGUCUGCUAACCGCUAUACACAGCCCCUACAUUGUUGUCACGUCAUAGUCAACAUAGCUACUAGAGCUAACGUGUUAGUAAACCCGUUACAAUCAUGCAGUCCAGUCAGCAGCAAGCAGUUUAGUAGUUACACCCACAGGCCCCGGUGGCAAUAAAUGAAUAAAACCAAAAGCUUACCUUGACUUGGAAAAGUUCCAGUGUUGGAUAGCCAGCUAGCUAACAUAGCAUCCCUCUCUGUUGGAGCUGGGUGUUUGAGUAGGCUAAACUAGCUAGCUGCAUUCGAUGCUAGUUAAGCAAGUAAAAGUGAAAAAAUAUAUACUACGAAAUCUCUCUAGAAAUUAAUUUGUUUAAAACAGUUCAAUUAUUGUCUCUCUCUUUGAGUCAACUACUCACCACAUUUUAUGCACUGCAGUGCUAGCUAGCUGUAACUUAUGCUUUCAGUACUAGAUUCAUUCUCUGAUCCUUUGAUUGGGUGGACAACAUGUCAGUUCAUGCUGCAAGAGCUCUGAUAGGUUGGAGGACGUCCUUCGAAAGUUGUCAUAAUUACGGUUUAAGUCUUUUGAACGGAGUGAGAACCAUGAGCCUCCUAGGUUUUGUAUUGAAGUCAAGACAGAAGCUAGCUGUCCUCCGGGUACACCAUGGUUCUACCCUACAUAGUGCUGCUGAGGCUACUGUAGAACUUCAUUGCAAAAUAGUGUUUUAAUCAAUUAUUUGGUGACGUGAAUACAUUUAGUGUCGUUUUAUCUGAAAUACAUACCUUUAAUGUUAAAAAAAGAAAAAAGAAAAAAUGAAAUUCACUGAGGAUGGUCCUCCCCUGAGGAGCUUCCACUGGUCUUGACCUGACUGCAAUUCGGCGUCGAAACCGACUUCAGUGGACAAAUGCUCACCGUCGCUGACCACUGGUACACUGGAGAAGUGUGCUCUUCAACGAUGAAUCCCGAUUUCAACUGUACCGGGCAGAUGGCAGACAUGGCGCCAUGUGCGCGAGCGGUUUGCUGAUGUCAAGGUUGUGAACAGAGUGCCCCAUGGUGGUGGUGGGAUUAUGUUAUGGGCAGGCAUAAACUACGGACAACGAACACAAUUGCAUUUCAUCGAUGGCAAUUUGAAUGCACAGAGAUACCGUGACGAGAUCCUGAAGCCCAUUGUCGUGCCAUUAAUCCGCUGCCAUCACCUCCUGUUUCAGCAUGAUAAUGCACAGCCCCAUGUUGCAAGGAUCUGUACACAAUUCCUGGAAGCUGAAAAUGUCCCAGUUCUUCCAUGGCCUGCAUAUUCCCCAGACAUGUCACCCAUUGAGCAUGUUUGGGAUGUUCUGGAUCGACAUGUACGACAGCAUGUUCCAGUUCCUGUCAAUAUCCAGGACUGGGACAACAUUCCACAGGCCACAAUCAACUGCCUGAUCAACUCUAUGCGAAGGAGAUGUCGUGCUGCAUGAGCCUUUUUUUUUUUCAAGGUAUCUGUGACCAACAGAUGCAUAUCUUUAUUCCCAGUCAUGUGAAAUCCAUAGAUUAGGGCAUAAUACAUUUAAAUUGACUGAUGUCCUUAUAUGAACUGUAACUCUGUAAAAUCUUUGAAAUUGUUGCAUGUUGCGUUUAUAUUUUUGUUUAGUGUAGAAAACAAAAGGCUCAUACAUGCUUAUAACAAGUUAUAAAGCAUUAUAGCUACAGGCUUUAAAAGUUACAGAUAAAACAAAUAAAUCAUGUUUUCCUUCCUCAAUUUAACCUUUAUCUUAUGUUUUUCAAAACUCUUUCUGGAAAUAAAUGGGUUCAGACUUGACACUGGAGCCAGUCGAUUUUGCACUGAGAGCUUUUGUUGUUGUUUUCCAGCUCGUAACAGUUGGAAGAGGAGUUAUUUUGAUACCAAGAAGGCCACAGCACCUUUAGAAGUCACACUGAAAAGUCUUCGUCAAGAGCUGGAGAUAUUCUACAAUAACAUCCUACACCAGCUAAAGGCGAGGGAUGGAGGAGGCAAGCCCAGAUGGCAGGGAAGAAUGUCCAGCACCAAAGUAACAAUAGUCCUUCAACUGAAGUGUGCUCCCCUCCCCAAACAUUUAAAAGCAUUGGAUUGGUUGAAGCAUUGGCUAGAUAGUUUCCACCACAUUUCUUUUACUUUUAAAUCUGAGAAGGAAGUGGAGUUUUUUACUUUUAAAUCUGAGAAGGAAGUGAACAAGUGCACACUUCUGCAGAUUAUUGGGACGCAAAGUUGAUUCACUGUUUAAGGUUCAGUAAGGCCAUAGCAACAAUGUCAGUUUGACUGUGCCACAAUGUCCACUAGAGGGAAUCAGUUCAUAUUGUGGUCAAUACAGACCAUGUCAUUAUUAUAGACAGUGGUGUAAAAAUACUUUGAAGUACUACUUAAGUAGUUUUUUGUGUGUAUCUGUACUUUACUAUUUCUAAUUUGGACAACUUUUACUUUACUACAUGUACUUUUUACUCGAAUCAUUUUGCUUGACACCCAAGUACUCGUUACAUUUUGAAUGCUUUGCAGGACAGAAAUUGUUAAAUUCACACACUUAUCAAGAGAACAUCCCUGGUCAUCUCUACUGCCUCUCUGGCGGACUCACUAAACACAAACGCUUUGUUUGUAAAUUAUGUCGGAGUGUUGUUUUCUUUGAUAGCCAGGGGCAAAAAAAACAAAAACAUUUUGCCAUCUGGUUUGCUUAUUGUAAGGAAUUUGAAAUUAUUUAUACUUUUACUUUUGAUACUUCAAGUAUAUUUAAAAUCAAAUACUUUUAGACUUUUACUCAAGUAGUAUUUUACUUGAGUCAUUUUCUAUUAAGGUAUCUUUACUUUUACUCAAGUAUGACAAUAGGGUACUUUUUCCACCAUGUUCAGAAUGAGCUCAUUAUCCAGAUAAUGACAGAGAGCCAUGAGAUUGACAACCUAAGGAGGAAGGUGGAUGAUGCCAAGAUGAAGCUUGUCACAGAGAUCAAGGUAUUAAAAUAAUAUUUAUUGGAAUUUGACUCCCUCAUAACUCUACAAAUGUAAAUACAAUUCUCCUUUAUUUUUCCAUCCCUGUUUAUCUCAUGGGGAAAAACUACAGUAUGUUAUUUAAGGCCUCAGUUGAAAAAUAUUUGAUCUUGUGAGAAGAAGGCAGAAAUGUCUGUUAUCAACUUUUACAUGGGGCUUGGGCAGGAGGUGGAGAGCUUUGCUGGACAGACAGUGCUCAAUGUUUUCUCAUUGAUGUACUUCCUUGUUUAUUUCCUUCUAGCUCAGGAAGCAGGCUGCCACAGAGCUGAGAGCCUUGAAGGCUGAGCUGGCCCAGAAGAAGACCCAGACAUCUCUCUCUGGAUCCAUGGGCUUUGGAGCAGGAGCAUGGGACAGACCACAGGCUCAAAGCAUCCCUAACUGA